AUGUCCAAAGACCUGGUGUACCUGAGCGUGCACUUUUCCCACCCGGACCAGGUGGAAUUCAUGGAAGACUGGAGAAACUACCACGUGCCUUUUGACGAUAUCGACACAUCCCAGCUUUUUCAGGCUCUGGCGAACAUCUUUCCUCAGUUUCUAUUGGAAGAAGAAGAAGACGGAGCCAUUCCGCUCAGCCUGGCUACUUUCAGCUCAAAAGUUAACAAAAACAAAAACAUGCUUCGCCAGCCGAUCUGGACGGAUUUGGGCACAGACCACUUGAGAAGCGACUCCAAAACGUCAAAACUACCGGAUCAAACGAUCCUCAAACCACUACAUAGUGCUGUAGGAGACGACAGUUUGACAGACUUCCUUUCCAACGGCUACAACGCUGAGUUUUCCGUCUUGUCCCAGGACAACUACAACGUCUCUGACAGCUGGCUGAACGUGACGUCUGACUUCCCAGUAAACCACACCUUCAGCAACGUCAGGAUGCGUUCUACAAGCGGGCCUCAUCGCCAACCAAGCGACUACCCGGCAUUGCACACGCCGCAGGUCGGCAGAACCCGCCAGAUGUCGCUGGACAAGUACCAGACUCCCAUUGGGCGCAUAGUGCGGUAG
Candidozyma duobushaemuli is the source of this 612-nucleotide messenger RNA. It is a transcript of the gene CTA6, whose product is annotated as Cta6p. The transcript has a single exon. The record is from RefSeq and is a predicted model, not a curated record. Gene Ontology annotation, cellular component: anaphase-promoting complex. Gene Ontology annotation, biological process: positive regulation of mitotic metaphase/anaphase transition. Lineage: Eukaryota; Fungi; Ascomycota; Pichiomycetes; Serinales; Metschnikowiaceae. The coding region runs from base 1 to 612 and encodes 203 amino acids.